AAAGGAUUCAAGGUGGCGCACGUGCGAGUUGUCACAGUGGCGGUGCCCGUGGAUCCGUCAACGACGAAUAAGGUCUUCAGCAAUCUUCGGAGAGUUUGUUUACGCCGCAGGCCCUGUUUCGUGCGCGGUGCCGGUUAGCUUUGUGUGUCACGCACUCACGCAAAACCCUGCAAAUCAACACGAACUAUAAAUAGCCACGCACAUGGUUGGCUUGCUUGGUGGUGUGUUUUUGUUUUUCAAAUCGUCGCACGUAACCAAGGGCUGGCAGAUGACGGUCCCAGAAAGAAUCGCGAUCAAACGUAAUUCGUGUUAACAGUGUCAGAGCGCACUUUCUCGUAUUCGGAUCGAUUCGUUUCGGUCGCCUUUCAAAGUGUUUCACGACACAACUUUGUCGCGGCAAGUGAAUGCGCAUCUCCUUCAAAUUUGGGCCGCGAGCAGAGGAGGGCAGUGGGGCACCCAAAACCCCCGCAACACAGGGCGAAGGUACCAAAACGCUUGAGAACGUGACCUCCGUUCGCGCUGCUUCGUCACCGAAGGCGGAAGCCACGAUGGUACAACCUUGAACGUGGAUGUUGUGGAAAUGGAACGACGAUCAGCUGUGUUUCCUCGGCUCCUGCUGUCGCUGUGUUGGCGCUUCGUCGGCAGUGUAACGUUGCUCGUGGUGCUAACCAUCUCGCCGGUAAGCGCAGCGUGCGACAGCGAAAAGUGGUAGUGAGCUCGGCCAGUCGUCGGUUUUCGAUGGUGAUAUAACACCCACGACCGGGACCAGCCAAGGUGAGAGUGCGAAGUUCGGCGGUGGGCGCUGCUCUGACUUCCCCGGAAACGGCCUCCAUUUAGACUGAACGAAUGCAUUGAGGGCAGCCCACUGGGAUCCUGUGCAGCCGGCUGCUGUGUGGCAACACGUGAAAAUAUGGAUCGCGAAAAGAACGAAACGUCUUCCAACUCGGGCAUCGCGGGAGGCGCUGCCGGGUGCAUUACUCGCUUCAUUUGCCAGCCGCUCGACGUGCUGAAAAUACGCUUCCAGCUUCAGGUGGAACCGCUGAGCGAACAGCACGUGACGUCCAAGUACCGCACCAUAGCGCAAUCGACUCGCCUCGUGUACCGCGAGGAGGGGCUGCGCGCUUUCUGGAAGGGCCACAACCCGGCCCAGGUUCUGUCCAUCAUCUACGGGAUGGCACAGUUUUCGUCCUACGAGCGUUUCAACCAUGUGAUGCGCACGAUCGACGUGUUCGAGCGGCACCAUAACGUGCGCAACUUUAUCUCCGGCGCCGCGAGCGGCACGGUCGCCACCGUGAUUACGUUACCGUUAGAUGUGGUGCGCACGAGACUGAUAUCGCAAGACCCGGGCCGAGGCUAUCGCAGCUCGGUGCAGGGACUGAAGCUUAUCUACCUGCACGAGGGUGUCCGCGGUCUGUACCGGGGCCUGGGGCCAAGCGUACUGCAGAUAGCACCGCUCACCGGCGGCCAGUUUAUGUUCUACAACAUCUUUGGCAGCAUGUUUCGACAGUAUUUUAAUAUAAGCACGAGCGAGACGCUGCCCGCCAUCGAGCUGUUUAUCUGCGGUGGGCUGGCCGGCAUCUGCACCAAGCUACUAGUGUACCCCCUCGAUCUGGCCAAGAAGCGGCUACAGAUACAGGGGUUUGCCAAAAGUCGCCAGACGUUCGGCCGCCACUUUGUGUGUGAUAAUAUGUUCCACUGUUUGUACAGCAUCGCCCGGCAGGAGGGCUUCAUCGGGCUGUACAAGGGCCUCUAUCCGGCGCUGCUGAAGGCGUGCUUCAUGUCUGCUUUCUACUUUGCCAUCUACGACGAAAUGGUGCUCAUCUUGAACCACUGAUAGUAGCAGUCCCUAAAUCGCCCCUCACGCCUUUGCCAGCACGCGACGCAUAAUGUUUAAGCAGCACCGCUCGAAAAAUGCCUUGUUAUUGGAUAACUUUACUUCAUCAAACAACGUAGCAGCCAAAAGACUCUCGUCAGGUUUAGGUGCCGGGCGUGACAGUGUAGUACUUUAAACUGCGAAACAAGAGUGCUUACCGAGCAGCAGCAGCUUGACACAGAAGAUUGGUCUCUCUUUAGAUGGGGCUGCGCCUACAAUCGUUAUUCAGCGCGCUCAACACAUAAUUACGUUUAGCCGUUUGUUUUUAAAUUAAUUAAACUGAACUACCUAGCAUACGACACGAUCCCAGUGAUAUCUUGUCCGAUACCGAAUGCGAAUGGAUAAACAAGUCUCAGGAAGUCUAAUUUAAAAGUAAGAAAUGGACGCUUGAACGCGGAAAAUAUAUUAUUUGCACUACAUCUGCUGCCACCAUCGACGCUCUCAAAGGAACUGGUUACAGGUAACCGUAACUUAUUAUUACUACUAUUAUGAUUAUUAUUAUUGUUUCUCGCAUAUCCAGCACAAUAGGAUAAUCGACAUCGCUAUAUUUUAGCUACAUUCUGCAAUGUGUUAGGAUUAUGCAAAACAAGCAACGGUGUGUAGAAAGCAAAAUGAAUCUUAGACACGCAUUGAUGUAAGAAAGCAUACUUAAAACCUGUCAGUGCUACUCCAGGCUGAAUUCUUGUAGAAUGUAAUGUAGUUGGUAAUCGCAACGACGAAUCACUCAAACAGCCCCCUUAGGCUUAAGCGUUGGCCAACGCUAGGAUAUUGAAACCUAAAGUGUCGUAAAGAAGGACGAGUUGUAUAAAAUUGUAUAUCGGAUGUGAGAAAUGCGACAGCAGCUAAACCACGAAGUCAAGAUGUGGAAGAUUGUAUUGCAAUGAAGCAAGUAGCUCAGUCUUCAAGUGAAGAAUUUGCAGACGGAAAUUGGCAAACACGAGCGAACUUUGGAAAAUAUUGUGAGGUUUAGUUGAACCAUGUAAACGCGAUUGUUUAAGCGUAAGAUUUUGGACGACAAUAAUGCGAAGGAAUGUAACUUCAACAUAGCCAGAUCGCGGUCAAUAGACUGUAAGGAUGAUGCAUGUAGAGGCAGUUCAACAGUGAAGUGUCAAUUACGUAACAAAGAAUAAUGUUCGGAAUAAACCAC
Molecule: messenger RNA, 3020 nt
Organism: Anopheles bellator
Lineage: Eukaryota; Metazoa; Arthropoda; Insecta; Diptera; Culicidae
Product: mitochondrial thiamine pyrophosphate carrier-like
Exons: 2
Coding region: 911-1834 (307 amino acids)
Biological process (GO): thiamine pyrophosphate transmembrane transport
Cellular component (GO): mitochondrial inner membrane
Molecular function (GO): thiamine transmembrane transporter activity
Source: RefSeq, a predicted model, not a curated record